CCCGCAGGCUGCACUGUUUCCUGAAACGCAUACUUCAGGAUUGAGAACACACCCAGUGACAUCAGGGAGGUUUGAAGAAGAAAGAGAGAGAGAGAAAAAAGUCUCGACUCAAACUGCAGAGGUGGAAGAAGAGGGCCGAAAGGUCCYGCCAGCUUUUUUUCUGUCGGAGUUACGGCUGUUUGUCUCGGCGGAGAGUUUGUAAAGUGGACGUAGAAGAAAGCAGGACCGCCAAGUUUUUUUUUUCGAGUUUUUGUUUUGUUUUCGAGAGAAGCGUGGAGCGCAGACAGUGUCUGUAAAAGAGGAGGAGGAUGUCAACUUCAGAUGAGACAGACGGGCUGCGGCCGAGAUACGGCUCCGUCCUGGAUGGUGUGGAGCGACUCACGGCGGAGGAGAUGGACGAGCGGCGGCAGCAGAACAUGGCCUACGAGUAUCUCUGUCAUYUGGAGGAAGCCAAAAGAUGGAUGGAGGCCUGCCUGGAUGAGGAGCUGCCCCCAACUACAGAGCUGGAGGAGGGGCUGAGAAAUGGUGUUUAUCUGGCCAAAUUGGCCAACUUUUUUGCCCCACAGACCGUUUCCCUGAAGAAGAUCUAUGACAGAGAGCAGACGAGAUACAAGGCGACAGGUCUUCAUUUCAGACACACAGAUAAUGUCAUCCAGUGGCUCAAUGCCAUGGCAGAGAAGGGGCUGCCAAAGAUUUUCUACCCCGAAACCACCGACAUAUAUGACCGAAAAAACAUGCCCCGCUGCAUCUACUGCAUACACGCUCUCAGUCUGUACUUGUUCAAGUUGGGUUUGGCCCCUCAGAUCCAGGACUUGUAUGGAAAAGUUGAUUUCACGGAGGAGGAGAUCAACAACAUGAAGAGUGAGCUGGAGAAGUAUGGGAUCCAGAUGCCCGCCUUCAGCAAGAUUGGCGGCAUCCUGGCCAAUGAGCUUUCAGUGGAUGAAGCUGCAUUACAUGCUGCUGUGAUUGCCAUCAAUGAGGCCAUAGAUCAGGGCGUACCGGAGGGCACGCUGGCYGCCAUGCAAAACCCCAACGCCAUGCUCAACACCCUGGAUCCCAGCUCGGCACAGCAGUACCACGACACCCUUUACCGGGCCAAGGGGGAGAAGGUGGCCAACUCCCGCAAACGGGUAAGCGGGGGUGUUCAUCACACAGAUAAGAUUAAUUUAGCACGAGUCGUUUGCAGCAGUUAAU
Molecule: messenger RNA, 1194 nt
Organism: Austrofundulus limnaeus
Lineage: Eukaryota; Metazoa; Chordata; Actinopteri; Cyprinodontiformes; Rivulidae
Gene: iqgap1
Product: IQ motif containing GTPase activating protein 1
Exons: 8
Coding region: 309-1193 (294 amino acids)
Biological process (GO): fibroblast migration; mitotic actomyosin contractile ring assembly actin filament organization; epidermal growth factor receptor signaling pathway
Cellular component (GO): nucleus; cell cortex
Molecular function (GO): actin filament binding; GTPase activator activity; calmodulin binding
Source: RefSeq, a predicted model, not a curated record